Messenger RNA from Tachysurus vachellii, 1165 nucleotides. RefSeq names its product RAD9-HUS1-RAD1 interacting nuclear orphan 1 (gene rhno1). Gene Ontology annotation, cellular component: chromosome; nucleus. The transcript has 2 exons. The record is from RefSeq and is a predicted model, not a curated record. Gene Ontology annotation, biological process: DNA damage checkpoint signaling; recombinational repair; cellular response to ionizing radiation. Bases 146 to 1030 code for a protein of 294 amino acids. NCBI's taxonomy places the organism in Eukaryota, Metazoa, Chordata, Actinopteri, Siluriformes, Bagridae.
UUCGUUUAAAACGCAAGCAAGAUGUUAGGAAGCGAACGCGAGACGUAUAAACAGUAUGUCGGCUUUUAACUCCGUAUGCUGAUUUACAGUAGAAAGCUUGUUUACAGGAUAUUAGAUCCCACGCGCUGUUAAGGGAUGAAGGUUGAUGCCUCGCGCUACCCGGAAGUCCAGGCUGCAGAAUCCACACAAAUGUCAGCUGCUGUUUGUAGAUCAACCUAGAAACGGAUCCAGGCACGAUUAUGGACCACGGAUAAGAAGCGCAAUUAAUCCGAGGUCCUUUGUGUCAGAGCGAUCAAGGCAAAGCGUCCCAGUUCGUUCAUGGGUGUCUCCUCAGUUUACCUCACUGGAAGAUACAGCAGACAGACGUGUUCGACAAAGGAAGAAGAAUCAUCAGCUCCCCACAAGCACCUUAAAUAGAACAUCGCUUUCGACUCAGUUGAGAUCAACUGCCUGCAAAUAUCCGACAUUGUUAUUUGCUACAAGUAACUCGGUUCCAUUGAGAAGUCUGAGAGCUCUCGGUCAAAACAGUACUGUGUCCCAUGUUGGGGAUUCUCCAGAAACAAGACGUCCUCAGCGUCGGAGUGACGGAAGCAUUGCUCCAGUCAGCCGUGAUGAUGUGCCGAGGCCGACUUCUCUAAACACGGUGGCAUGUAACGCGAGUACAUCAGGAGCUCAAGUCACCCCUAAACACGCAAAUUUUACAGCUGGGAAACGGACAAGCUCUUUUACACCACAUGCAUCUACAGCUGAAACUAACAGCGUUCUCACUCCCCCUCACAUACAGACUCCAGAAAUGCCAUGCUGCGGACACACAGCUUCAUCUUCCUUUCUCAGCCUCCUAUUUUCCCCAAAUCAACCAAAAACUCCUCCGAGAACUACCACCAUCUUAGUAAAAGACACACCAGAGAGUGACUAUGGGUUGAAAGUGACCUGGAGAAGGAGGAAAAAAAUCAAGCAAUUACUCACACAGCGAGGUCAACUUCUUGACACUGAGGCCAUGAUCAGCAAUCAGUGGUCUGAGGUUGUGUGAAUGGAAGAAAUAAAUACUUGUGUAUCUAUCUUAUUUUUAAGAUAUAUUUUGGCAUACUGUAUGAUGGACCACACUGUAUAGAAAAAAAGUGUUGAAUGAAAUAAAUCUGAUUUUUUAUUUUGCACUAUACCCUUA